Messenger RNA from Didymodactylos carnosus, 573 nucleotides. Lineage: Eukaryota; Metazoa; Rotifera; Eurotatoria; Philodinida; Philodinidae. The record is from the annotation of a GenBank genome assembly.
AUGGUCAGUAAUUCAUUACCAGUUUCAACCAACACUAAUAUUUUUGCAUGUUCUUCUAAUUCAUCACGUCAUGAACUGAUACGUAAAAUUGCUACUGAUAAUUACUUAAAUACCGCAAAUAAAAAGGUUAAAUUGCAUCAUGUUUAUAUAAAUAAUUUAACAGAAAAGUUUAAUCUAAAUGAUUGUGUAGGCGUUCAAAUCCAUACAGUUGAUCGUACAAACACAGACGCAAAACUUUUACCCUGCUUAAUUCUUGAAAGAAACAAAAAAAAUGAUGAUCUUGUUUUCAAAUUAGUUUGUCAAUACGGUAAACUACAGAAUGCAUUCUCAGUUGAGAAUAUUAUAGAUUUAAAAUCAGCUUGUCCACAAGAAUUAAAACAGCUUAAUGUUCAUGAAUUAAAAGAUAUUUCGUUUAUCGAAGCAUGCAAACUUUAUGUACGUGGGGCAGUAAGCGACACAUGUGAUUGUAAAUCAAAAUGUGCCACAAAGCACUGUCCAUGUAAAAAAGCUAAUGUACCAUGUUCGACAAAAUGUCAUUCAAAGCGAGGAGGUCGUCAGAAUAUGGGAGAAUAG